Messenger RNA from Cavia porcellus (domestic guinea pig), 3118 nucleotides. It is a transcript of the gene Dr1, whose product is annotated as down-regulator of transcription 1. The record is from RefSeq and is a predicted model, not a curated record. Gene Ontology annotation, biological process: RNA polymerase II preinitiation complex assembly; negative regulation of transcription by RNA polymerase II. The coding region runs from base 704 to 1234 and encodes 176 amino acids. Gene Ontology annotation, molecular function: RNA polymerase II general transcription initiation factor activity; protein heterodimerization activity; TBP-class protein binding. Gene Ontology annotation, cellular component: negative cofactor 2 complex. NCBI's taxonomy places the organism in Eukaryota, Metazoa, Chordata, Mammalia, Rodentia, Caviidae. The transcript has 3 exons.
ACUUCCAGCAAACCUUCUUCCUUGGCCUCUGGAGGAACCGUCGUAGCCACCGCAUCGGCUUCCAAGACCUGCUUUCCGGCUAAACUGCCACGGUGGCCGCCGCAGAAACUUCCCUUGUGCUUCGCUCUGUUCAUAGCCGUUCCCAGGCGACUGCCGCAGUUCGAGCGGUGGUAGCGGCCGACAUGUUGUGAGGCGGCGGCGCGGGUGUCUGAAGGAUGGUUUGGCUGAGGCGGCGGCAACGGCUGCUAGCGGGGGCGGCAGCUGGGGCUCGAGCUCUGUAGAGCCUUGCCUGCUGGGUGUCCGCCCAGCGCCGUGGCAAGGCUUGUACCUCCGGAUCCUGCCCGGCUUCGGCGCCGAGGACCGGUUAGGCGACAGCUCCCGCCCCUUUGAGAAGACGUGAAGGUGGUUCCCAGCCACUCAGAUUGUCGGACUACCUUGCUGUCCCCUCCGCAAGCUGGACAGUGGUCUCCUCAGAGUCCUUACCUCCCCCCAUUUCCUCUCAAACUCUCCCUAAAUCUGUCAAGAGUCUAGUGUUCCGCCCUGCUGAGCCCGGUUGUACUCCCUUCCUCGUUUUCUCUGUCCUCUUCUAAGAGUACUCUGGGGAUCAUUAUCGGAGGCGGCCUUUUUGAGAAGUCUCUGUGAAAUAGUGGACCAGAGCCAGCGAGUUUUUAAAAGUCAGAGCUCGGAAAGACAGGAAGGUACGAUGGCUUCCUCAUCUGGCAACGAUGAUGAUCUCACUAUCCCCAGAGCUGCUAUCAAUAAGAUGAUCAAAGAGACUCUUCCCAAUGUCCGGGUGGCCAACGAUGCCCGAGAGCUGGUGGUGAACUGCUGCACUGAAUUCAUCCACCUUAUAUCAUCUGAAGCCAAUGAGAUUUGCAACAAAUCAGAGAAGAAGACUAUCUCACCAGAGCACGUCAUCCAAGCACUAGAAAGUUUGGGCUUUGGCUCUUACAUCAGUGAAGUAAAAGAAGUCUUACAAGAAUGCAAGACGGUAGCAUUAAAAAGAAGAAAGGCCAAUUCUCGUUUGGAAAACCUUGGCAUUCCUGAAGAAGAGUUAUUGAGACAGCAACAGGAAUUAUUUGCAAAAGCUAGACAGCAACAAGCAGAAUUGGCCCAACAGGAAUGGCUUCAAAUGCAGCAAGCUGCCCAACAAGCACAGCUUGCUGCUGCCUCAGCUAGUGCAUCUAAUCAGGCAGGAUCUUCUCAAGAUGAAGAAGAUGAAGAUGAUAUCUGAAAUUCACCAGCUGAGUUUCUGUUUCCUCUAUAAAUGUUUUUUCUUGUACAACAAACAGUGAAGAAAAUGCUUAUCUGUAAUUUUGUAUGCAUCUUUGUGGACUUACCAUUGAUAUUCUAAGGAUGUCUGCUGUUAAGUUUCAUCUGUUAUGUGCUAUACGUAUAAAAACUGUCUCUUUGAACUGUUGGAAAUUUAAGGCUCAAUAUAAUAAUUUUGAAUUUUUAAAAGUGUUUAUGAAAUUUUAGAUAGCAAUGAGCCCUUUAUUUGAUCAGUAAACAGUGUUAAAGAAAGCUUCAGGUUCAUAAAAAUACAGUGAAAUUUAUAUAAAAGCUCUUAAUCUGUAUUUGCAACUGCUCUGUCCUUUUAACUAAACAAAAAUUGGGAAUUUUAAAUUGAGGUUUGGUGUGGUAUGAGGCAGAAUACAUUGGAUCAGAUUGGUUAAAAAAAAAGAGUUCAGUUCUAUAGUAUCUGAAUUUUUUGUGUUUUAAAAAGAGUAUAUAUACAGACAAUGAAUAUAUAUAUAUAUACUCAGAUACAUAUACUUGUUUAGAGGAACUUCAGAAUAAGACAUUUAAAAACUAGAAAGUGUGUUCGGUAGUAGUUGUAUAAAUUUGCUGUUAUUUUUUAAUUUUGCUUUGUGUAGAGGUAAAAACUAGUUUUAUUACAGCAUAAUUUAUCUUGAGCUAAGCUAUUACAUUUCAAAGACUGCCCAAUUUUGAGACUGUCAUGAAUCUAUUUCACUCCAGUUCAGAAUAUUAUUACUUCUUUAAUCCAUCCAUGUUUAUAUUAUUCAGAUACAUAAUUGGAACUUGCUAAACAAUUACUUGGGUUCCAUUGGUUUAACCAAGGUUUAUAAAUAUUCAGACCUUUGCCAGGGAAAGGAAAUGAAAGCUAAUGAGCAUGCUUGCUAUGAAAGAGGGUCCCCCUCCUUUUUUUUUUUUUUAAUUUAACUUAUAGCUGUAGUUUACUUGUUUGCUUUCAGCGUUACAUUUACAUUUUCUUGACUAGAUGGCCUAGAAUCCACUGCUACCUUUUGAAAUGGUAUCAUUGUCUUCUUCAUCAUAAUUGAAUGAUAGCUUUAAAAAAAGUUGGGUUUUGUUGAAGGAAGUGUGUCAUAAUGUAUCACCCCUAUUUGAAACAGAUAGUUUCAACCUGCUUAUUAAAAGGGAGAAGCUUUAAUUUGGUUCCAAUAAAUAAAGAAUGAUAGUGAUUGUUAUAGGAAUCUAGUAUAUAGAGAAAUUGCAUAUUGUUUGUAUUUGGGGAACACAAAGUAAAGCCAAUUAACAUGAUAUAAAGUUAAUUAAAUUCUUAUGUCAGUUGCCAAAUCAUUUACAUUUCUAUAUUUACCAAGCCCCAAAAUAGAUUCUAGUUGCAAGGAUUCCAAUUUUAAUUGAAGAACUAAAUAAGUAAAAUUUAUAAGUAUUAGAUAUGUUAAUGAUUAUAUUUUACAGUUUUAGAAAAAGGGGAAUAGUGUUAUAUAUUUAUCAAAUACACUUCGCCCACAUAAUGAGGUUAGUAAUUUUGAUGAAUAUUCAGUUGAACUUACUUCAUGGAUAUUAUACCCAUAAAGUGUAUUUGGAAGGAAUUGUUUUUUAAAAAGUAAAGUACCAAAGGUAGUCUAGUCUAGGGAAAUAAUAAGUGUUGGCUUUACUAAUUUGUACUGUAACAUCCUUAUACUUUCUAUUUUACAUGUAUCUAUUUCUCAAGUAAAUAACUUAGGUAUUUUUCCAUACCUUUUUCUUUCUGAUGCAGAGUUCAGGUUAAUGUUUUACUGCAUCUGAUAAUGUAUUAUAUGUUUGAAACCUAGUGACUUUUCAUUUUGACAUUCUUGUGAUUUCAUAUGCUGUAUUCUUGAAGCAAUAAAAUUCUGAUGUGUUUUAUAAA